Alternaria conjuncta is the source of this 525-nucleotide messenger RNA. RefSeq lists its product as uncharacterized. NCBI's taxonomy places the organism in Eukaryota, Fungi, Ascomycota, Dothideomycetes, Pleosporales, Pleosporaceae. The coding region runs from base 1 to 525 and encodes 174 amino acids. The transcript has a single exon. The record is from RefSeq and is a predicted model, not a curated record.
AUGGACUGCCCAUCCUAUCAAUACGAGAGCCUGGCUGCGCCCGAUCAUAUCCGCCUCAUCACCAUUCUUCCUGGAGAGCGGGGAACGGCUAUCAAACUCGGUAUCGAGCAUGCCGACAUCAACUCGCAUCCCAAGUACGAGUGCCUGUCGUAUGCUUGGGGGACAGAUGACCAUACGCGAUCCGUCACGAUCGACGGUUCUUCGCUACUGGUCACUGCCACCCUCUAUGUCGCACUCGAGCAUCUUCGCCAUGCAUCACAAGAGCGCAAGAUUUGGAUAGACGCUAUUUGCAUUAACCAGAAAGAUGUUGCUGAGCGAAAUAGUCAAGUCGCUAUUAUGAGGAAGAUAUACCGAAAUGCGACGCGCGUGAUUGUGUGGAUUGGACCAGCCACCGAGUCGAGUGAACAGGCCAUGGAGUUUUUGGAGAUGCUGGCUACAGCUAAGUCUAAGUUUGAUCAAAAGGUACCUGAAUCAGCUAACAGCCCAACCUAUUGGGAGAGACUGAAAGUUGCCUCCUACGAGUGA